UAAAAUUUUAUGGAAACUGAGGUUAAUGCACAGAAAAAGCGAUAUAAUGGAGUACCACAUGCUUCACUGAACAUGUGAGAGUCUGGUGCAACAUUUAUUUCACAAAGAAGCAGUCCACAGAAGGAUAUUGAAAGAAUUACCCGAGCUGAUUACUAUCGCCACAGUUCAGGUUCAUACUACAAUUGAGAGCCUGCUUCACUAGGCGAUGAUAAUUCUGACCCUGAGAUUGACUUUAACGCAAAGGAAGGGUCUGACUUCAGCUCUCCUAAUGAAAAAUAAGGUGGCUAUUAGCACUCUUAAUAAAGACCUGAAGGAGACUCCUGAGAGAAUUUCGAACUCGAGUCAGGAAAAAGACCCUUAUGCAACCAGUAAAUAAGCUCUAUGAAAUAUCUGAAAUUUAUUCAACUAUGAAAAUAAAUGAUACUCCUGAUGGUGUCAGUGAAUCAAAGUACAACCAAAUAUUCCCUGGAUUCUAUGUAGAGAGUAUGAAGUCUGAUAUCGAAGAAUCUACUAAAAAUAAGGAUAUCCUCAAUAUUCGGGCAAGAAACCAGAAGAGCUCAAUUCAAACAGCAGGGACUCUCCCUGCAUCCACCUCUUCCAACCACGCUGUGGCUAAUAAAAGGAUUCGGGAUAUGCAUAACACCAAUUAUACAAGCCAAGGCGAGCAGACAAAUGCUGUCUCUGAAGAAUGUGAGAAACACUUGACCACUAUCCAGAAACAAAAUGAGCUAAUAAAGGCUUUGGACAAGGAAAAUGAGGAGCUUAAAGAAAAAUUCCAGCUUGAAAGAAACCGUAACUAUAAACUACUUCUCCAACUGAAGAAGAUCAAUCAAGAGAAUGAGAAUAGGCAAGUUAAUAUGAGGGAUAAGUCUACUGAGGUUAAUUUUGUAGUAUACGAUAAUCAACAAGCCCUUAAUGCAACCAUGAAAAUGAAAGAGAUACCAGAAGUUGUAAAUACAAAGCCGUUUAGACCUCUUCAGACUGUUGAGAACCCAAAUGUACUUAGCAGAGAACUUGAUUUUGCUAAUAUCCAAACUUUAUUUGAAAAAUCAAUAUCGAAAAUUGAUCCUACUAGCCCUAAUCUCUUGGAAAGAUUGAGCCCAAAUGAGCUCCAUGAGAACAAAUCUAGAGUGUCAUUACGAGACAAGAGCAAUAAUAAGGAGCUCUCGAAGCUAGUUGAUAAGGAAAAUCAUCCUUUGAAUAACAAGAUCAUGGAGAGAAAAUCUUCAAUAAAGAGUAAACAAGACAAUCUGAAGAAGGUAAUCUUGGACUGCUCCAGAACUCACAUUAAGAAGCACCCAAAGGCUCUAGAUUUAAACCUUAAGAACGGGCUUCAGAAGAAAAGAGGUAGUAUAAAGUAUUUUGAUAUGACAAAGUCCACCAGUCAUAUUGACCUCCUGUCUAAAGGACUUGUUGCAAGCAGGAAUCAGAACAGUCUGGGAAAUUUACACACUGGAGUGCAAACUAUUUCCAAGAAAGCUAUUAUUAAGAAACCUAAGAAGGGUAAAAAGAGCAAAUUUAAACCAAAGAAUAUGUUUCUAGCAAAUAGUAAGUCAACUAAGAGCUUUGCCCAGUCUGCAAUAAAGGUCUCAAUGGCCCCAAAGAGUAGUAACAAGGAAAAUUUCUCGAUCAAGUCUUCAGAAUCAGGGAAUAAGAUGAAACUAUCUAAGCCUACAAUUAAAUAUUUUCCAGUUAAAUCAGGAGUAGGACCUAUUAAGAAUAUUAACAUGAAGAAAACAAGGAAUUUGUACUAUGAGCUGAAGGACGCAAUGACUGAAAAAUUUAGCCAUAAGGAAAGCCUUUCUAGUUCAAAGAGAAACUCUAUACAUAGUAUUCAAACAAAUUCUGCAAGAGGUAGUACUUUCGAGAUCAGCUCUUAUAAUACACUUCCUCAGAAGAAGACUAUUGCUACAAUUAAAAAUCUUCCUAAAACAACAAGGAUGGCAGAUAUAAAAGACAAGCCAAAGAUCAAUUUCUUUACUGCAAAAUCUAAAGUAAAGGUCCUCCCUUUGAAAACCAUCAAAAAGGUAAAUUUUCAAAAGAGCUCUCAACCAGUGACAUUUAAAUUAACUAAAUUUUAGUCUUUUCGCUCUCAA
Molecule: messenger RNA, 2096 nt
Organism: Moneuplotes crassus
Lineage: Eukaryota; Ciliophora; Spirotrichea; Euplotida; Euplotidae
Source: the annotation of a GenBank genome assembly